This is a messenger RNA of Protopolystoma xenopodis, 291 nucleotides long. Lineage: Eukaryota; Metazoa; Platyhelminthes; Monogenea; Polystomatidea; Polystomatidae. The record is from the annotation of a GenBank genome assembly.
AUGACGUAUGAACAGGCGAAAACACGCGAAAUGUGCCAAAGCAUAGGAGGUCACUGGACUGGAGGUCAGAUUAUUACUGGGCCUGUGUCCAUUUACCGACGAGGAGGCUCGGUUACAGGUACCCUGCCUGGCCGGGCCCGACGAAACCUGUGCAUUGCUGCUGCCUUCACGGGGUUUGUCGUUUUACCGAGAGUUUCAAAUAUCCCCUUUGGGCUUUUCACGGAGUCCAUUCGAGGGGCAAAUGAACUAAUCAUGCACGCACAAAUGAAGAAGCGUCUUCAGCAUGCUUAA